CAGCAAUUCCUCAGUGAGAGCGGAGAGACGGUGAGCUCAGCUGCAGGGAGACAGAACCAAAUGCAACUCGGAACUCCGUCAGGAAAAACAAGGAUUUUCUCAGGAGAAGAAGAGAAAAAUCAUCCUCCUCCUUGAAGCUGCAGCUCAUCUCACCGUCCAUCACUCCUCAGUGUGAUCUCCUCUGAUUUGGGAAUUCCAAGUUUGGGAAAUCUGCCUUCAAGUCUUAUAUUUUCAUCGAGGGAUUUCUACAAAAGCAUCCUCUUGUGUUCAGUCACAGUUUCCUCCUCUCCAUCUCUUCCCUGGAGGCAGAUUCCAGACUUCGGACUGCCGAAUUCCAGAGUUUGGGAAUACAUUUGGAGAGGCAAGAAGGACAAGGGCAUAGUGUUGCAACUCCACACAAAGAGACCCUGGCUCCUGUAAAGAUGGCUGACGUGGUGCAGCCAGACCCAAACAGCCUGCAGAUACCGGGUGAUAAUUUAUCUGUCCCUUCAUCACCUGCCACAGUUAGAAAUGACUGCAGCAUCACACCCCUCACACCCUCACCCUCGCCGAGGGUGGAGGUCAGGCCCAGGAUGGCCUGUCCGUUCUCUGUUGUUGUGGCGAUAGAUUUUGGGACGACCUCCAGCGGUUACGCGUUCAGCUUCACACAGGACUCAGAGGCCAUACACAUGAUGAAACGCUGGGAGGGCGGUGACCCUGGAGUGGCCAAUCAGAAGAGCCCAACGUGUCUGCUGCUGACUCCUGAUUUGCGGUUCCACAGCUUCGGGUUUGCGGCCCGGGACUUCUACCACGACCUGGACCCAGAGGAGGCCCGACACUGGCUCUACUUCGACAAAUUUAAAAUGAAGAUCCACAGCACAAGUGACCUCACCAUGGAGACGGAGCUGGAGGCGGUCAACGGACGGAGGGUCAGGGCCAUCGAGGUGUUUGCUCACGCCCUGCGCUUCUUCAGGGAGCAUGCUCUAAAGGAGGUGAAGGACCAGUCCUCAUCAGUGCUGGAAGGAGAGGAGAUCAGAUGGGUGAUCACUGUCCCUGCUGUGUGGAGACAACCUGCCAAACAGUUCAUGAGAGAGGCUGCAUACCUGGCUGGUCUGGUCUCUCCUGACUGUCCGGAGCAGCUCCUCAUUGCUCUAGAACCAGAGGCUGCAUCCAUUUACUGCCGCAAGCUCCGUCUCCACCAGGUGAUUGACCUCAGCCAGCAGCCAAUCACAAACGGCCUCGAUCUAGACGGAUCCCGGCCCUUCGACUCCAGCUUCAGACAAGCGAGGGAGCAGUUGAGGCGAUCCAGACACAGCAGGACCUUCCUGGUGGAGAGUGGAACCGGAGAGCUGUGGUCAGAGCUGCAGACUGGUGACAGGUAUAUUGUUGCAGACUGCGGCGGAGGAACAGUUGACCUGACUGUCCAUCAGAUCGAGCAGCCACAGGGAACUCUGAAAGAGCUCUACAAGGCUUCGGGCGGUCCAUACGGGGCUGUCGGCGUAGAUCUGGCCUUCGAAGCCAUGCUGUGCCAGAUCUUUGGCGAGGACUUCAUCCAAAGCUUCAAAGCCAAGCGUCCAGCUGCUUGGGUGGACCUCACCAUUGCGUUCGAGGCGAGGAAGCGGACGGCGACGCCGGGCAGGGCCAACGCCCUCAAUAUCUCCCUGCCGUUCUCUUUCAUUGAUUACUACAAAAGACACAGAGGGCAGAGUGUGGAGGCCGCCCUGAGGAGGAGCAAUAUGAACAUAGUGAAGUGGUCGUCUCAGGGGAUGCUGCGACUGACACAGGAAGCCAUGAACGAGCUGUUCCAGCCCACCAUUGUCAAUAUCGUCAAACACAUUGAGGAGCUGAUGGCGAAGCCGGAGGUGCGCGGCAUACGUUUCCUCUUCCUGGUUGGAGGUUUUGCAGAGUCGCCCAUGCUGCAGAAAGCAGUCCAGAAGGCACUGGGGCGCACGUGCCGCAUCAUUAUCCCCCAUGACGUGGGUCUGACCAUACUGAAGGGUGCAGUUCUCUUUGGGCUGGAUCCCACUGUGGUCAGAGUGCGUCGAUGCCCCUUGACCUAUGGCGUUGGCGUGUUGAACCGGUUUGUGGAGGGGCGCCACCCUCGAGAUAAACUCCUCAUCAAAGAUGGCCGCGAGUGGUGCACCGACAUCCUCGACCGGUUUGUCUCAGUCGACCAGUCGGUGGCUCUGGGCGAGGUGGUGAGGCGCAGCUACACGCCUGCUCGUCUGGGCCAACGGAAAAUCAUCAUCAACAUCUACUGCAGUGCGACAGACGACGUCACGUACAUCUCUGACCCCGGCGUACGGAAAUGUGGGAUGAUAACUUUAGAUCUACCGGAAUCCAUACCGCUACCGGGAGCAGUGGGAGGAGCCGGAGGAGGUGGAGGCCCAGAGAGGAGGGAGAUCAGAGCGACCAUGCAGUUUGGAGACACAGAGAUCAAAGUCACAGCCGUUGACGUCAUGUCUAACCGCUCCGUCCGGGCAUCCAUAGACUUCCUGUCUAACUGAGGAGGAGCAGGAAGUGGAGACAAGGAAUUGAAAACAGAAAUAACUGAUUCCAAGCAUGAUAAUUUUAGAAAAAGCGGUACUUUGGGAGAGGGCCCUAAAUAUUUUUUGGAAAGGACUGGAGCCUUACAUUCAAAGAAGAAGAAGACAGCUCGUAGUUUAGGCUUUACAUUUAAUCCUUAGAGCAGAAAAAAGAUCAUGAGAGGAGCACAUGCUAAAAAGAAAUUCGUUUUAAAUGAACGGUGGGGUGCCCUCUCUGCAGGAAACAGAAGAAAUGAGUUUGUCUGCCCUCUGGCUCCAGUGGAGAGUCUGUCAUGUCACACCAUUUAUGGCAUUUCCUGGUCAGAAAAUAUUCUGAUGAACAUUUCUGUGAGUCCAAAUGCAAGCCGAAUGCUGAAUACAAAUGUCCAGUGCAGUGAGCCAAACAGGUACCACAGAAUUAUUCAACCUGUCUGAGGAGUAUUAAUGAGACAGUUCCCUGGAGAGACUCUACCUAACACAGUAAACUACCUAGAGUGAGACUCACUCGCGUAUGUCCCGUGCUAAAUAUUAAGACUGUUGCCUUUUCUUGUCAUAUAAUUCAUGAUACCUCAUUUAAAUCCUUUUUCAACCUUCAUAUACGUGAUAUGGAUGCUACGACCUGGACUGCAGCUUUGUUUCUCCAAUGUGGUUAUGAUUGUGCACCACCUAGUGGUGACAGGACUGAUUUACUAGCUAAAACAAGAUCUUGGAAUAUAGAAAUUCCCAGGAUAAAUCAAAACGUAUUACAGAAUUUGAAUGUGUCACUUACGUCUGAUUUCACCCAUGUCUUAAAGGAGUUUCAGCAUGUGUGUUACCCUGCAUGGGUGAGGCAUUUCUUCAUUACAUUCUCAGUACACUUAGUCAUUCGAUGAAUAAUGUAGUUAUUGAUUAGGGCAGCUUUAAAGUGACUUCCUGUAGAGAAAAAAGCUAAAUGGGUGAAGGUGUUUGGUUUUUCCACUUUAAGACAUCACCAUGUCACAUCUCAGCCAGCGACUCACCUUUUUAUACUGUGUAUGCUGUAAUAAACUGUAUCCAUGUCUAUGUAUGAAAUAAGAAAAACUUUAUGAACCACUCUAUCACGUUCAAAGCCUUGAAUCUUGUUCAUUGUGACCUGAUCUUUAGUUAACUGUCUUCCAGACUGUGCAGGUUGCAGAAGGUUAAAUUUACGAUACACAGCCGCACAUUUUAAAUCAAAUACAUACAAAUAAAUACACUCGUGCCUGUACCAUUUUUUUUUCCUGGAACAAUGAUCAAUCACUUGGCUAUGCAUUGAUAAAGUGUGAGGCAGAACAGUGAGCACAAUGUGAUUUCAGCUGUGAAUUUAUUGAUAAGAAUGGUCCAAUAAAUAGUUUCACACAG
This is a messenger RNA of Toxotes jaculatrix (banded archerfish), 3863 nucleotides long. It is a transcript of the gene hspa12b, whose product is annotated as heat shock protein 12B. The coding region runs from base 423 to 2486 and encodes 687 amino acids. The record is from RefSeq and is a predicted model, not a curated record. NCBI's taxonomy places the organism in Eukaryota, Metazoa, Chordata, Actinopteri, Toxotidae. The transcript has 15 exons.